Molecule: messenger RNA, 558 nt
Organism: Acanthamoeba castellanii str. Neff
Lineage: Eukaryota; Discosea; Longamoebia; Acanthamoebidae
Product: ribosomal protein L9, Nterminal domain containing protein
Exons: 4
Coding region: 1-558 (185 amino acids)
Biological process (GO): translation
Cellular component (GO): mitochondrion; ribosome
Molecular function (GO): structural constituent of ribosome
Source: RefSeq, a predicted model, not a curated record
AUGAGGGGUUAUGCCACAAAGAAGACUGCUGCACCGGCCAAGGCCAAGCCAAAGUCCAAGGCGUCGGGUCCGCAGAAGUCGAACAAGCCCGUCAAGAACAAGAAGAUCAAGAUCGUGCUCACCAGCGACGUGCCCAGCGUGGGCGUCAAGGGCGAGGACGUCGAGGUGGCUAAGGGCUUCGCCCGCAACUACCUUUUCCCUCAGAAGCUUGCCGUGUACUGCACCGAGGAGAACCUCAAGCUCUACGAAGCCGAUAGAGCGAACAUCGACUAUGAGAAGCGACAGAAGCUGCAGGAGCUGGCCAAGGCCAAGAAGCGGUUGUCCAAGGUCGAGGUGCUCAUGAAGCGUCAGAUCAUCCAAGUCCAACCCGAACAGAUACUCCAUGCCCCCGUGACGGCGGACAACAUCGUGGAAAAGCUGUGGCUGCAGCACAAGAUUCAGCUGGCCAAGGACCAGCUCGACCUCGAAGCCCCGAUCUCGCAGCUGGGCACCUUCUCCGUGCCGGUGAAGCUCGAAGACAUCGACGUUCCCCUCAAGGUGCGCGUGCAGGCCCGCUGA